CCACACCUCCAGCACAACCUAUCUCCCACGAAUCCGCGAAAGCGUCGCGCGUCAGAACUAGAGCCCUUACCUGGAUCUUCGAGCAGUAAUGCGAGCGCCUUCACGAACCCAGGCGGGCUGAUGUCGGCGCCUGGCGACCUGGACACGACAGGGCUAGGUAUACACACGCAGCAGACUCUGCCGAGCCCGCCGGUGAAGAAGGGUCGUACCAAUACGCCUUGGACACCGGCCGAGGAACAGAGACUCAAGACGCUCCGCGAUGCGGGGAGUAGUUGGAGUGAGAUCGCGAAGACGUUCCCGACGCGGACUGAGGGAAGCGUCAAGAAGCAUUGGUACAAAGACAUGCAUUAUGCAGAGUUCGCGGAAGACGAGAGCGCCGCACUGCUGCAAGCGAUUAAAGACUACGAGAAUAAUAAGUGGAAAGUCAUUGGGCAAAAGGUCGGGAAGCCGGCGAAGGCGUGUGAACAAUUUGCGAAAGAA
Pseudocercospora fijiensis CIRAD86 is the source of this 480-nucleotide messenger RNA. RefSeq lists its product as uncharacterized. The transcript is spliced from 4 exons. Gene Ontology annotation, cellular component: nucleus. NCBI's taxonomy places the organism in Eukaryota, Fungi, Ascomycota, Dothideomycetes, Mycosphaerellales, Mycosphaerellaceae. Gene Ontology annotation, biological process: mitotic cell cycle; positive regulation of transcription by RNA polymerase II. The annotation marks the transcript as partial. Gene Ontology annotation, molecular function: DNA-binding transcription factor activity, RNA polymerase II-specific; RNA polymerase II cis-regulatory region sequence-specific DNA binding. The record is from RefSeq and is a predicted model, not a curated record.